Messenger RNA from Limanda limanda (common dab), 824 nucleotides. RefSeq names its product mitochondrial contact site and cristae organizing system subunit 13 (gene micos13). Gene Ontology annotation, biological process: cristae formation. The transcript is spliced from 4 exons. Gene Ontology annotation, cellular component: mitochondrial crista junction; MICOS complex. The record is from RefSeq and is a predicted model, not a curated record. The coding region runs from base 117 to 458 and encodes 113 amino acids. NCBI's taxonomy places the organism in Eukaryota, Metazoa, Chordata, Actinopteri, Pleuronectiformes, Pleuronectidae.
CCUUGUGGUAACAAGCAGGGUUUGUCCUUCAGUGCUCAACAUAAAGCAGUCACCACUUUCACCCGCAGCACACCCGGAAUACGUGUUCUUGAAAGGAAACUACACCGCUGUGGAUCAUGGCGGCAAAGAUUUUGCCCGUAGUGAAACUGGCAGCCAAGGUGACCAUAGCAGGAGGAGCUCUGUAUGUGGCCUGUGACUCUGGUCUGCUGGGGGGCAGCGAGCAGGGAUCCGAGGCGCUGCAGAAGGCCAAGGCUGCAAUCCCCCCCGCCGUACAGGAAUGGAUGAAGUACUUCGGCCUGGAGGCUCAGCUCCCAGCCAUGCCGAAGGUUGAAUUCUCUCCCGUUCAGUCGUGGAAUUCUGGAGUACGGUGGACGGUUUCAUCUCUUUCUGAGGCUCCAAUGAAGGCAACUGAAUAUUCAAGUCAGGGUCUGCAGUACCUGAAAGACCUCACCAAGUGAACUGGAAGUCUGGGCAACCAGACAUUUAUCCAUCUUUUUGACUCUUGCACUUGAGCAACAUCACUUCUUCAAAUGUUGCCGUCCCUCACAAGAAAAAAAGAAAACUGCUUGAUAAAAUUAAGCUACUAGGAGUGUCCUCUUUUGAAUGGUUCAGCGGCAUUUGGUGUGAGGUAUACAUUAGACAAAACGUUAUGUCAUUUAUGUAUUCCACAAAUUUGUUUGUACAGACUAAUUCAACCCCCCCCAAACCAUUCAAAAAAUGUAACAAGUGUCUGUUGUGUAUGUAUAUAUGCAGUUUCACUUUGUGACUAAUACAUCAAUCUUAAAACAUGUCCUGUAUAUUUAUUAAAUCGAAGUACAACACAA